This is a messenger RNA of Seminavis robusta, 651 nucleotides long. Lineage: Eukaryota; Bacillariophyta; Bacillariophyceae; Naviculales; Naviculaceae. The record is from the annotation of a GenBank genome assembly.
AUGCUGUCGCCGGUUUUUGCCAUUGCCUGCACCCGAGCUAGAUUUGGAGAAACUGCAGCAGUACCGCACUACUGCUCAUUGAACCUUCCGUUUGGAAACGACGACGACGAUGACAGCAGCAGCAGCAGCAGUAGCCGCAGCGGCGAUUCGGCGUCUGCCCAUUUGGAAGACGAAUACAACGUCUCCAGCAAUACGCGCACCAUCGGAAGGAACUUACAGAGUCUUGUUGGCAACGAGGAUGAAGAAGGAGAAGAAGAAAAAGAGGAGGAGUUGAGCUUCAGCGACGACGCGUUUGAAGAGUUUGCCGCCAGAGAACUUGCCCCUGAGGAGGUGGAAGAGUCCAUUACAUGUAUAAUGAUUGACCUUGACGACGACAGUGAUGGCGAUGACGACGAUGAAGAAGAUGUCGGUACAUGUACUGAUGAUGCAUCUGCAGCCUGUGACAUAGAAAUGUCGGUGUUCCAACCGGAUGCUGUGGAAGACUUGGAUAAAGAGGAGGAGGAGGAGGACGACGACGAAUCGGCCUCCUUCAUGAUUGAUGCUGGCAGCCGCAGCAGUCAUGGUCUCCCCAACUUUUCCUGGCACGAGAAUGCAGAACGGCGCAUGGCAAGUCUCGAGCGUGGCAAUCGACGACACUCCAUGACUUCUUAG